This is a messenger RNA of Daphnia pulex (common water flea), 597 nucleotides long. Its product is annotated as cuticle collagen bli-1-like. The transcript is spliced from 6 exons. Bases 1 to 597 code for a protein of 198 amino acids. The record is from RefSeq and is a predicted model, not a curated record. Lineage: Eukaryota; Metazoa; Arthropoda; Branchiopoda; Diplostraca; Daphniidae.
AUGGUCGGACCACCGGGUUUGCGAGGCAUUCAAGGAUUAACUGGGCCGCUAGGAGCUGCACGAGAAGAGGGGGAAGCGGGCAAAGACGGACGAGAUGGAUCAGACGGAAUCAACGGCAAAGAUGGGACAGUACUUGGUCCUGCAGGACCUAAAAUUGGAUCUAGCGGGAAAGAUGCCAAGGACGGUAAAAACGGCCAAGCGGGCAAAGGAGGCCGAAGCCCUCCAGGUCUAAUUAGUGUUGACGGAAAGGACGGAACAGAUGGCGUCGAUGACAAAGAUGAAAGCGAUGGGCAGCAAGGAUUGGUUGGUCCCCGAGGGCAAAACGAAAAAGAUGGGGCUUCCGAACAAUAUGGGCAGCCUGGCCAUACGGAACAGAUGGCAAAGAUGGGCAAAGUGGUACUCCUGGCUCGGUUGCUCCUGCAGGAACGCCCGGAAGUGACGGCACUGGGGGUCAAGCAGGAACAGGAGGUCCUUCUGGCAUUCCUGGACUGGUUGGAAUUGCAGGUGUUCAUGGCACAGCAGGAGCGCCCGGAAUCACAGGAGAGUAGGGUGAACCAGGCCCUGUGGCUGGUGUGGUGGGCGCAGCCGGUGCGGUAG